Ipomoea nil (Japanese morning glory) is the source of this 1816-nucleotide messenger RNA. RefSeq names its product pentatricopeptide repeat-containing protein At4g21705, mitochondrial-like. Gene Ontology annotation, cellular component: mitochondrion. The transcript is spliced from 2 exons. Gene Ontology annotation, molecular function: protein binding. The record is from RefSeq and is a predicted model, not a curated record. Lineage: Eukaryota; Viridiplantae; Streptophyta; Magnoliopsida; Solanales; Convolvulaceae. Bases 445 to 1644 code for a protein of 399 amino acids.
UUGCUUUUCUCUUCUGUAAUCCUGAGUUAAGUGGAAAACUGUGUCAGUUGUUGGAAGAUGAUUUCUGCUUGACCCAUUCUCCCAAAACUUGGAUAACUCUAGAAUUUGUAAAAUGUUUACUGGGUUCUAUGUCAAGUUCUAGCUAAAAUAUGUGUUGUUUUGGUUUAGCAUAUGCCAUUGUUAUUGGUUUGUCUGGUUUAUACUACAUUGCUUUAAGUGGGCAUUGAUAUUACUUUUUUUCCCAGAGGUUGUUAAGUGUUAAAAGGUUCAAUAUUUGAUGAUGGGAAAUCAAGAUUCCUAGCUGUUGACUUGGUAACCACAAGAUUACAUGUUCGACUCCAAGCAACCUAUUGGCCUUCUUAGUUUGACCUAGACUGGUUUCUGCUUGUGGUCUUUUUUGCCGGUUAGGGUAAGUAUAGUUUACCCAAUGCAUACUCUCAGGCAAUGGCUGCGGGUUUCCCUCGUCACCAAAAAAAAGAUUCAUCUAAGGUUUCCGAGUGGAUGAAUGGGAAAGGUCUGUAUCCAUUUUCGUCGAGUGAUCAAGCUGUGCAUCUGGAUCUUAUAGGGGUGGUUCAUGGAUCGAAAGCUGCAGAGGACUUUUUUAGUAAACUCGGUGACAAGGAGAAAAAUGAAAAGACUUAUGGUGCUCUCUUCAAUUGUUAUGUCAGAGAAGGGCUGUUUCUGAAAUCCCUUUCCCUUUUCGAGAGAAUGAAGGAAAUUGGUUAUGGUUCCUCCCCUCUUCUUUACAGCAAUCUCAUGUGUCUUUAUAAAAAUGCUGGCAAGCUUGAGAAAAUCCCCCACGUGAUGUCGGAGAUGAAGGAGAAUGGCGUUCCUACUAAUUACUUUUGCUAUAACAUCUGCAUCAAUGCUUAUGGUGAGUUAUCUGAUCUUCAUAGCAUGGAGACGCUUCUUGAGGAAAUGGAAAGCCAGCCUCACAUAACAAUGAGAUGGAACACCUACUCCAUAGUAGCGCACUUCUAUAUAAAGUCCAACAAGAAGGAGAAAGCACUUAUUUCCUUAAUGAAACUAGAGGAGAGUCUACGGAAAGAUGCAUUAGGCUACAAUCACUUGAUUUCGCACUAUGCUAACCUCGGGAAUGUGGAGGAGAUGUGGAGAUUAUGGGGUGAACAAAAAACCGUAUGCAAAAAACAUAUUAACAGAGACUAUAUCACCAUGUUGGGUUGCUUGGUGAAGCUUGGUGAGCUCGAAACAGCCGAGAGACUGCUAAUGGUGUGGGAUUCUUCCUGCCACACCUAUGAUUUCAGGGUUCCGAAUACUCUUCUGAUUGGUUACUGCCAGAAGGGAUUAGUUGAGAAAGCGGAGGAAAUGCUCCUCGAUCUGGUCAAGAAAGGCAAGCAGCCAACCCCGAACAGUUGGGCUAUAAUCACGGCAGGCUACAUGGGCAGGGGCAGCAUGGACAAAGCUUUUGAAUGCAUGAAGAAAGCUGUAUCAGUAAGUCAAAACAACAAAGGGUGGAGGCCAAAAAAGGAAGUGGUUUCAACCAUAGUCAAUUGGCUUCAAGAUCAACAGAGGGUUAGAGAGUUAGAUGCUUUCAUGAUGGCAUUAGAUAGGGUUCCAAGAUAUAGCAACAUCUCCAGCAGAGUAAAAGGCCACAGGGUUUACCCAGUGCACAACUUCGGUUAGUGGUUGCGAUUUUCCCUUGUCACCCAACAAAAAAAAAGAGCCAAGAAAUGAGACAGUAAUUUGUUUGUGUAGCUUUGAAUUUUUCUCAGUUUUUGCCUUUACUGUUCCUUGUACACAUGCCAGUUUAGUUGCUUCAGAUUCAAAGAAUGAAGUUGCUUAAAAUAAUGAUGAA